This is a messenger RNA of Malassezia globosa CBS 7966, 555 nucleotides long. RefSeq lists its product as uncharacterized. Bases 1 to 555 code for a protein of 184 amino acids. The transcript has 3 exons. Gene Ontology annotation, cellular component: cytoplasm; TRAPP complex; nucleus. The record is from RefSeq and is a predicted model, not a curated record. NCBI's taxonomy places the organism in Eukaryota, Fungi, Basidiomycota, Malasseziomycetes, Malasseziales, Malasseziaceae. Gene Ontology annotation, biological process: endoplasmic reticulum to Golgi vesicle-mediated transport.
AUGUCUUAUUAUUUCUGUGUUGUGGGAACGAAAGAUAAUCUUUUGUAUGAGGCAGAUCUAUCUCCGGCAUCUAUAUCGUCUUCAAGUGUGACUGGCACUUCCUCCGUCACGGGUACAGGUGCUACGCCUGAUACCGAUCGUCAGCGACAUAGUACCGUCUUCGGAUUUACGAAUGCGCUCGGUCAGUGGACCAGCGGCUUUCCGUUGCGUCCAGCCUCAAUAACUACGCAGGAAGCUGUGAAAGAAGAGAAUAAGUUGUCGAAUGCGAGCUCAUUCACCAAUGAACGACACCAUUUACAAAUGAUUGCGCACGGCUCACUUGACACCCUCGAGGACCGACAAUUUCUUGAUUCAAACAUAUCUAAUGUUUGCACAGAUAUUAAAUUCAUCCUCCUCCAUCAACAUAAACAUGAGGAAGGAAUCCGCCAAUUCUUGAUGGACGUAUGGGAACUAUGGGUCAAGGUCUUCAUGAAUCCGUUCCAAGAGCUGGAUGCUCCCAUCAAAUCCUCGUCAUUCGACGCCCGAGUUCGUGCAAGUGCCAAGCGUCACUUGUAA